CAUAAAAACUUCAUUUUGAAAAUGAAAGAGGAAAUUUCAUUAUUAUUCAAUUCCACAUUCUCUUCUAACUUUUCUGUAUUUACAUAUAUAUUAAAAAAGCUUGAUUCCCCAACUCUCUCCUUCAAUUCCUCUUUAACAUCUUCCCUUUUCAAUCUCAUCAAUUCCUCCAUCUUCACAAGUUUGGUUUCCUUUAUAUAAUUUCCCUUCCUAAUCUAAUUUUAUUCCCUUUUUUUUUUUUUUUUUUUCUUUUGGGGGAUAGAUAUGUUUUAUUUUCUGGGUGUACCUGUGUUUAGACAAUAGUGUCAGAGAUGAGAAGCUAAAAUCCUAUCUUUUUGUCCUUUUGAGUCUUGAACAAAGGAGGACCCUCUGUGUCAGAAAACCAAAUCUUUUUUUUUUUCAUCUACAAAUCUUCUUUGUCCUCCUAAGAUCAUAAUUGAAAAGCUUAAUUCUGACCCUUCAAACAGUUAGUUUGUUGCCACAAUUCUUAACUGCCAAAAAUAAAAACCCUAAUUUUUUCUUUUUCCUAUACUUGGUUUGGUUUCCAUGAAUCCUCCUCGGAACCCGCCUUCAAACCCUAAUUCACUCAAACGAAGGUUCACCAAAGUGUUCCUUAAAGCUUUGAAGAAAAUAUACAGGCAUAAAUCCAAAACGUCAUCAUCUUCUCCGAGAGAGAUCUGGAGACGAUAUCGAAGAGUAAAGCUUGCUGCUGAUGCAUCCAUGGCUUUCUCAGUUGGGACGAGGAGACUUUGGAGUCAGGCGGUGCUGUGGAGGAUUCGAAGCCAGGCCAGGAACCGCGCUUUUGUUAAAAGAAUUAGCACUAGUCUUCGUGUCAAGAAAAGAUCUCUGAAAGGGAAGAAAUUGGAAGAAGAUCAUGAUCUAAUUGAUGGUUAUGAUAACCAAGAAAUUAAGCUCAGGAAGCUGGUUCCGGGUGGUGCAGCCAUGGAUAUUUGCAGCUUGUUGGAUGAGACUGCUCAUUAUGUAAAGUGCCUUACCACUCAGGUAAACAUGAUGAGGAGAAUUGCGGAAAUUUACUCUACUUGAGUCAUAUUUGCUUUAGAAGUAUUCUUUUGGACAUAAAAUCCAAAAAAAAAAAAGAAAAAAGAAAAGAAAAAAGAGUGAAAAAAAAAAAAAAGAGUGAAAAAAAAAAGUGCUUGUUGUUCUGAGUGUUAUAGCCACGAAUAAAAGAGGGGGAAAAAAAGGAUGUUUUAAAUUGCAGAUUUUAAUCGUAGAGAGAGGGGGAAAAAAAAAGAAAAGAAAAAAAAAGCCACAGAAAAAUUUAUGUUGUAAAAUGUUUUGUGUUUUGAGCAUGUUUGCUAUAUAUUUGUGUAGUAACUGAUAGAUUCUUAUUGUAUUAUUCCUGUCUCUGUGUGUUUUUGGAAAAA
Molecule: messenger RNA, 1382 nt
Organism: Ziziphus jujuba (common jujube)
Lineage: Eukaryota; Viridiplantae; Streptophyta; Magnoliopsida; Rosales; Rhamnaceae
Product: transcription factor IBH1
Exons: 1
Coding region: 544-1041 (165 amino acids)
Biological process (GO): regulation of DNA-templated transcription
Source: RefSeq, a predicted model, not a curated record